This is a messenger RNA of Owenia fusiformis, 4517 nucleotides long. Lineage: Eukaryota; Metazoa; Annelida; Polychaeta; Sabellida; Oweniidae. The record is from the annotation of a GenBank genome assembly.
GUCUCUGAAAAGACGUGUUGAAAUGCUCCCGUGAAUAUAUUUUGUGAAAAUUUCUGUCAUUUCUAUCAAGUAUUUGAAUUAUAUGAGCCUAUUAUACCAAGUGCUAAACUUGCAGAACGAUUCAACGUAUGUUAAAGAUGCGUAAGGUGACAAGUUAUGCAGCAUUUGAUUCAUGGCAUAGACUCAACCAACUGUGACUGAUAACACUAACAAACAAUCACUUGUGAACGAGGCAGAAUUUCCAGAUGGAAGAUACAGCAAAGAGUGAAGAGGUUGGCUCAAAGGAUGAUACAGUCUGCCAUGGUGGCACAGAGGAUGCUGGCAAUGGCUUUGAAGGGAUGGAAUUGGGUGAAGAGUUUGUGGUACUAGAUGAGGUUGGAGAGGAUGAUAACCAGAAAAAGGAAAUGGCCGAGAAUAAGAAUGAAACUGGGAAAACAAACCCAGUUAAGGAGAUUGAUGAGAAUAAUACUGAUAAGGUGCAGCAAAAUGAUGAAAGAAAAUCAAAUGAGGCAGAAGUUAGCAUGAUCAAACCAGGUGAAGCUGAUAAUGAGUCUACUGAUAAGCCAUCUAAGAAGGAGGAAGCAAGAUUAACAAUUUCAUUGAUAUGUCCACAAUGUGAUGAUUUGGUGACAGAUCCUCUUUUGUUGAGAUGCUGCCAUGUGCUGUGUAAAACAAAAUGUGCAAAGGUUUUACUGGAGAAUGGAAAAAACAAAAAUGUUCUUGUGUGUCCACAAUGUGAUAAAAGGCAAGUCCUGAGCAAAUUUGAAAAAUGUAAAGUAGAUCAAACCCUUGCUGCCAGAGUAGAGGAAGAAAUAAAGAACCCAACUUUUAUACAUGAUGGUAAGAAAAGACCCAAGUCAGAGAAGAAAGAACCUAAAAAUGAGAAGGAAGUACCAAGGGCUCAGGAGAAAACUAAUGUAUCAGAUGUAAAGGACAACAAAAAUGAUGAGGUAGAACAAAGGUCUCAAGAGAAAACGAAUGUAUCAGAUGUAAAGGACAACAAUAGCAAAGAGCUUUCUCUCAUUUGCCCAGAAUGCAAAGAGCUCUUCACUGAUCCAAUUAUUUUACCUUGCAGUCAUGCUCUAUGUAAAACAAAGUGUGCGGUAAAGAUAAUAGAAAUUAACCGAGUUUUAAAGUGCUCCGAAUGCAAGGAAAAAUUCUUCUACAACAAUGUAAUGGAUUAUAAAAUUGAUGUUAAUCUUGCUUCAAGAGUUAAAGCAAUGAAGGACACCAUUUCAGAAAUUGAAAACACAUUGGAAACAGAAGACACUGAUAUGAAAAAUCCUGAUGACAACGUGUUAGACAGCAAGAUUCUUGAACUAUUUUGUCCAGAGUGUGAUGACCUUUUCUCUGAUCCAAUUACUCUUUCAUGUAAUCAUAGCUUAUGUAAAACCAAAUGUGCUAUGAACAUCCUCAAGCAUGAAAAGUUUGGGAAAAUAUUAAAUUGUCCAACAUGCAACAAGCGCCAUUUCAUGAAAAAUCUUACUAAACAUAAAGUUGAUGAGGACUUAGCUGCAAAGGUGGAAAAAGUAAAAAAGGAGAAUCCAACAGUUGAUUGGAAGAGCAAAAAGAAACAAAAUGCUGUAUUUAAAUUACAGGAGGACGAAAAGAAGGCUCUGAGGAAAAAGGCUAUGGAAGCUGCUUCCAAAGCUUGGAAAGAAGCACAUAAGGAUGAGCUCACAGACCCAGUUACUCCAAAGGAAUCUGAAGUUCUGGGAACAACUCCUCCAGGUUUAGGUCCUGUAAUUUUACCUCCGGAAGGUAAACCACUAGGACCAGGAGGACCUCCAGGUUCCAUGGGUCCAAGAGGACCCCCAGGAUAUGGAGAUCCAUGGGGCCCACAUGGAGAAUGGGGCCCGAGAGGACCUCCACCUCGAGGAUGGGGACCAAGAGGGCCGCCACCAGGAGCAUGGGGUCCUAGGGGAUUUCCACCAGGAGGAUGGGGUCCUAGGGGUCCACCUCCAGGCCACUGGGGUCCAAUGGGUCCUCCAGGAUUUAUGGGUAUGGGUCCUAUGGGGCCUGGCGGAUUUAGACCAGGCGGGCCAUGGAUAGGGCCAGGUAUGAAUCCUGGUUUCCCAGUUGAUCCAUCUCAACAACCUGAAGAUGUGGCUAAGGAUGUAGAAGUCCAAGGAGAACAAUCUGAAGAGGAAAAGGCAAGAGCUGCUGCAAUGGCUGCUGCAGCAGCUACAAAUAGCUGGGGAGUGUCAACAUCAAAAGAAGAAAAUGCUCUUGAUUCUCUCAUUAACAAAGUGUUACGACCAACAGUUCCAAACAAGAGACAAGAGAAGUUUGUGAUACCAAAUAAACCUCUAUUUGAAGAAUUAAGUACUCACAAAGAGGAAACAAAUAAAUCGGAAAAUAAAAUGAAAGAAAAACAAAAUCCAAAUAAAGAAAAGACAGCUUCAGACUAUAGUAAGCGAGCUAAACUUGCUGAUAAGGCCCUCAAGGCUAUUGAUGAGAGUAGCAAUAUUUCUGAGAGUGAUGAGUCCCCUCCACCACCACCAAGCGAGUCAUCUUCGGAUUCUGACUCUGAUGAUGAGCCUGUAAUUGUAAGAAGGUCUAUAGGGCGCAUGUUAGUGGCUGCUACAGCUGGAAAGAAGGAGAAAGUUCCUGACAUUAUACUUCCGCCAGCACCUAAGAAAUCAUGCAUGAAGCAACCAAAGAGUGUGAUGAAGCAGAAAGAAACUGUGCCAGAGUCAGAUAUAAAGACGGGAUUCGCUGCUAAACCAAGGAGCAUUCUGAAGAGAAAAGCUGAGGCAGAUAAUGAGACAGAUUCACAAAAAGCAAAGAAAGAGUAUCACAUAUGUAUAUCAGGCUUACCUAGCAGUAUAUCAGCUGCCUUCAUAAAGAUCCUGGUUUGCCAGUAUGGAAAGGUUCUCAAUGUAAAGAUAGCAAAGAAGAAAGAUAGCGUUUUUGCAUUUGUAACAUUUGGAAGUUCUGAGGAGGUAGCCAAGGCUGUCGCAAAGUUGAAUAACACUGAGGUGGAUAGUCACAUUAUUGAAGUGAAGAAGUUGAAAAAUCUUCCCGGUGCUAGUAAACCAAAGUCGGAACCAAUUCCGAAUGAGUCUGAUGCUUCAUCAUCCAAGGGUGUGGUCCCAUCAUCCACAAAUGUGGCCUCACCAAACAUUGAAGAGCCAGCUAUAUCUGAAGAGGCUCAGAGUUUAUUGGCAAAGUUCAAGAAUACAACAAGCUUUAAAGAAGCUUCAAAGCCAAAGAAGAAGAAAAUUGUAAGUAAGCAGCAGAUGGAGGACUUGGUUGCAGGUGCAAAACUUGCUGCCAAGAAGGCUGAAGCUCUGCUACGAAUAAAACAUGAACAGAUGAGACAAAAACAGUUUGCAGCCUUAGAGGAACAAAGCCAAAAAGUUGAGAAAUUUGAGACUAGGCAACCUUUUAAAGGACAGAGUAAUCGAGGACCAAAAUUUCAACACCAACAGAAUGAUCAGGGUAAUCAGGCUGUUUCAUACGAUGGCCAACCUGCCCAGGCCAACAACGGUCAGCCUGGCCAGGCUCAGAGUUUUGAAGAUUGGUAUCGUUACAUGGGCUGGUACUUUUAUCACUAUAUGGCAAACCAGGCUCAGACAGCAAAUCAACCACUUCCUUCUGAUUUAUACACUCAGUUUAAAACCUGGCUACAUGGUCAAAAUUUUCCUGGCAUAACACCUGAAACCCUACCUGAUGAUGUUCCAGGGAUGCCACCAGGCAUGGGUGGUGCCACAUUUCAGACACAACCGAGUGUUCAACCAGGAAUGAUACCACCAGGUGCUCAACCAGGGAUGGUGCCACCAGGCGCUCAACAAGGAAUGCAACCAGGUAUGAUGCCACCGGGUGCUCAACCAGGAAUGCAACCAGGGAUGAUGCCACCAGGUUCUCGACCAGGUAUGAUGCCACCAGGUGCUAGACCAGGUAUGAUGCCACCAGGUGCUCGACCAGGUAUGAUGCCACCAGGUGCUCAACCUGGAAUGCAACCAGGUAUGAUGCCACCAGAUGCUCAUCCAGGGAUGAUGCCACCAGGUGCUCAUCCAGGGAUGAUGUCACCAGGUGCUCAACCAGGGAUGAUGCCACCAGGUGCUCAACAAGGAAUGCAACCAGGUAUAGUGCCAACAAGCCCGAGUAAUACUACAAUGGAAGUUCAACCCCAAUUGAUGGCUGAACAAGACAUAUCAAAGAUGGCUGAACUUCAGAUGAAUAUGUUAAAACAACAGAAAGGUAACAACCCUAUACCUGAAAAAAUAAACCCACCUUCCGCUCCUGAGCCCACUGAACGAGGAAUGGGAUUAGGGGAUGAGCGUGCACGCUGGGUGCCUCCUUCAGAGCGUAACAAACCUAAUAAGAAUGAUAUUGGUAUGAGAAUACAGAAUAUGGCAGGCUCCUCUGUCACUCCAUUACUUUCUGACUUAGAUGUGUCAGAAAUAAGGAACAAUGAGGAAAGAAGACCAAACGGUAAAAAGAAAAGAAGGAGGAAAAAUAAAUCUGUGAUCAAUACGUCAAAUGUACCAAGUCUGAUGGACAUGCAUUGA